CAAGCAGGCGGUCUCAAUUUCAUACUUUUCUUCUCGUAUUGCUUCGUCUCUGUAGUGUUACAAAAAGUUAACAACCAUUAUUUUUGGACUCAACAUGUUUAUGUUAGCAAAUACUAAGGAGAUGCUAUCUUUCUAGCCGGAUUAAAGUUUUAGAAAUGCGGUAAAAUGGAGAGAAGAGCAGAAACUGGAGUGAAGAGGCUGGCGCUGGGAAUCUCGCCUUCUUACUCCCACUAUCGCCUGUAAGAAAAUCCCUCUUAAGAUUUACUCUUGCAAAUCUCUCGGCAAUUCUGGGCUGUUGUUUAGAGGGGUAAACGACUGUGUGCCUGGACGUGUCCCUUCGUGGCGUUUGCCGGUGUGGCACUGCACCGUGCACCGAUUGGAUGCUGCCUGGGAGCUGAGGAUGUGCUGCUGGCACCAGGAAGGAAGGAUUUUGAUGUGAUGGGGUGCAGGACGAGCAAAGUCCUCCCAGAGCCACCCGCCGAUGUCCAACUUGACCUAGUCAAAAAGGUAGAGCCGCAUCAGACUGAUGUAUAUAAAAACUUCAUCAGAAGUGACGGUGGCGGGGAGAAAACAGGCUCGCCAUCCCCUCAGGGUCAAAGCCAGGCUGCUGCGAAGGUGAGCCAGUCCCCUCCUCCAGCUAACAGCCCACACCGGAAAAAAGUAGCCAAAUACAGGGCCAAAUUUGACCCUCGAGUGACUGCUAAGUAUGAUAUCAAAGCUUUGAUAGGCCGGGGCAGUUUCAGUCGGGUAGUACGAGUGGAACACAGAAGCACACGGCAGCCGUACGCCAUCAAGAUGAUCGAGACUCGCUACCGUGAGGGCAGAGAAGUAUGUGAAUCUGAACUUUGCGUGCUGCGAAGGGUGCGCCACACCAACAUCAUCCAACUGAUGGAGGUGUUCGAGACGGCGGAGCGGGUCUACAUGGUGAUGGAGUUGGCCACCGGCGGAGAACUGUUCGAUCGCAUCAUCGCCCGCGGGUCUUUCACAGAAAGAGACGCCACGCGGGUGCUGCAGAUGGUUCUCGAUGGGGUGAAGUACCUCCAUACAUUGGGCAUCACGCACAGGGACCUAAAGCCUGAAAACUUGCUUUACUACCAUCCUGGUGCUGAUUCCAAGAUUAUGAUCACAGACUUUGGCUUGGCCAGCACGCGGAAGAAAGGCGACGAAUGCCUGAUGAAGACUACCUGUGGAACACCUGAGUAUAUCGCUCCAGAGAUACUCGUCCGAAAGCCCUACACUAAUGCAGUAGACAUGUGGGCGCUGGGAGUCAUCUCCUACAUACUGCUCAGUGGAACCAUGCCUUUUGAGGAUGACAAUCGCAUGCGCCUGUACCGACAGAUCCUCAAAGGAAAAUACAGCUUCUCCGGGGAGCCAUGGCCAAGUGUUUCCAACCUUGCUAAGGACUUCAUUGACCGUGUCCUCACGGUGGAUCCCACUGAGCGUCUGACUGCGGGCCAGGCACUUAAACACCCUUGGAUUGUCAGCAUGGCUGCUUCCUCCUCCAUGAAGAACCUGCAGCGGUCCAUUUCCCAGAACCUGCGGAAGAGAGCGUCAUCACGCUGCCAGAGCACCAAAUCAGCACAGUCCACUCGCUCCAGCCGCUCCACGAAGUCCAGCAAAGCGCGACGCGUUCGCGAGAAGGAGCUGCGAGAACUCAAUCGCCGUUACCAGCAGCAGUGUAACGGCUGAGAGCAACAACCAUGACUAUGUGACAAACAGGACCUUACGAAAAACAUCAGAAAGAGCAGAACAACAUUGUGCCUCAAUUUAGAUGUCAACUUCCUGCUCCAUCACCACAGAGCCAAUUAGCAGAAAACCUCCUUCUAAACUUCAUUCAUUUUCUAUUUUUCUGCUGUUUCUCUCUCGUUCUUUACCUUUUAUGUGAGUGUUUUAUUUAUUUAUUGUUGAUGUAUUUUCAUGUGUAUGUUGUCUUUGGAAUUUAUCUCAUUCAGCCUUUUACCUGAUUGUAUCUGUUGAACAGAAUUUUACAAAAGUUGCUGGAAGGACUAAGAAUACACCUUCCUGAUUUUUGCUGUGAAUUAUUUGUUACGGUACCCACCCAGAAGAUUGCUCUUCUGAUGGGGGAAAUGUGCUGUUUAUUCAUUAUUAGCAACAAAUCACAUGACCUUGUGAUAGUUUAUUGUGCCUUAAUAUCACUUUGAACAUGAUGGAAAGGUAAGAAUCAAAUAGUUGGUAAUUGCUUUUUGAAGUAACCACGUAUAUAUCACAUUUGUAAUGAUACACACAUUGUGUAAUCUCUUAAUAUUGCGGCUGGUUAGUUAUGAGCCUUAAAGGGGUAGUUCACACAAAUAUGAAAAUUCUGUCUUCGUUUAUU
Molecule: messenger RNA, 2335 nt
Organism: Sinocyclocheilus rhinocerous
Lineage: Eukaryota; Metazoa; Chordata; Actinopteri; Cypriniformes; Cyprinidae
Product: serine/threonine-protein kinase H1 homolog
Exons: 3
Coding region: 439-1689 (416 amino acids)
Biological process (GO): protein phosphorylation
Molecular function (GO): protein kinase activity; ATP binding
Source: RefSeq, a predicted model, not a curated record